AUGGUAGUCAGGUCACAGCGGCAGCCUAUUUUAGUUGCGACGACGCGCCUAGCGACGACUGCCGUGACUGUUUUGGACGAGGCUUCGCCCGCCUGGAACAAGGGUGUCAAGGCCGAGCUGGAGGAACUGUCUUGUUAG
This is a messenger RNA of Linum tenue, 138 nucleotides long. The record is from the annotation of a GenBank genome assembly. Lineage: Eukaryota; Viridiplantae; Streptophyta; Magnoliopsida; Malpighiales; Linaceae.